Messenger RNA from Alternaria viburni, 330 nucleotides. RefSeq lists its product as uncharacterized. The coding region runs from base 1 to 330 and encodes 109 amino acids. The transcript has 2 exons. NCBI's taxonomy places the organism in Eukaryota, Fungi, Ascomycota, Dothideomycetes, Pleosporales, Pleosporaceae. The record is from RefSeq and is a predicted model, not a curated record.
AUGGCCAUACCAAACAUGCAACAACCAUUCUACCCACCACAAGGAUUCCAGCACCCGUAUCAGCAGCAAGCCGAAGCCGAAGCACACGCAUACGCAUACGCACAAGCACAAGCCCAAGCCCAAUUCCAAGCACAUGCACAAGCCCAAGCCCAAGCCCAACAGCAGCAACAGCAACAACAACAGCAAUCUUCCCCGCCCCCAUUCGCAACCCCACCACCACCAAAAGACUCGAAAUACCCCCGCUUCGUCAACCCCUUCCAGGACGAGAAGCCUCUAGGGUCUUACGGCAAGAAGAAAGUUGCAAGAGAUGAGGAGGAGUUGGUGAGGUAG